Emericellopsis cladophorae is the source of this 1470-nucleotide messenger RNA. RefSeq lists its product as uncharacterized. Gene Ontology annotation, biological process: ubiquitin-dependent endocytosis. The record is from RefSeq and is a predicted model, not a curated record. Gene Ontology annotation, cellular component: cytosol; plasma membrane; cytoplasm. Gene Ontology annotation, molecular function: ubiquitin protein ligase binding; protein-macromolecule adaptor activity. Lineage: Eukaryota; Fungi; Ascomycota; Sordariomycetes; Hypocreales; Bionectriaceae. The transcript has a single exon. The coding region runs from base 1 to 1470 and encodes 489 amino acids.
AUGCCCGGCCUCAUCCUCCCUGGCUUCUUGCGCCACCCUUCGGGCCACUCCACACACCCGAAGAAGCACAACCGCUCGCUACAUGCCAGCCCGGACGUGUCAGACGGUGAGGGCGAUCACGACCAACGCCACUCCUCGCACCACGCAAAGAAGAUGCCCGACUUGGCCGACGCCGUUGCCAAGGCCAACAAGCGCCUGUCUUUCCCCUUUGGCAAGAAGGAGCAACAGUGCUCAGCACUGAGCCUCGAGUGCGAGCUCGAGAGCCCGCCUAUUGUGCUGCACGGGAACGCCGAGGAUAGCACCGGCGCGCUGCUGUCGGGUCAAUUUGUUGUCGACGUCAAGGAGGACAGCAUCGAGCUGGAAGCCUUUGGCGCCGCCCUCAACCUGCGCGUCACCCACAAGCGGCCCUUUCAGAGCCACUGCAACGACUGCGCCAGCCAAGUUACGGAGAUCAAGCGAUGGAACUUCCUCGCCUCAACGCCCCUGACGAUCCACCGCGGACGACACCUCUUCCCCUUUUCCAUGCUUGUCGAUGGCCACCUCCCCGCCUCGUCCUGCUCCAGCCUCAUGACUGUCGCCUACGAGCUCAAGUCCGACAUCCGCGUCACACCCGAAUGCCUACCGAGCCAGUCGCCCAAGACUAUCAAAUUCGCGCGCCCCAUUGAAGUCAAGCGCUCGAUCCGCCAGGCAGAGCUCCCGCACCACUCUGUGCGCCUCUUCCCACCGACCAACAUCAAGGCCAGCGCGCACUAUCAAACCACCAUCCACCCCACCGGCUGCAAUAACGUCACCCUCAAGCUUGAUGGCCUCAUGUCCCUCAACGAGAAGACAAGGACGCUCGACAUCUGGCGACUCAAGAAGGUCUCCUGGAAGCUCGAGGAGCACACCAAGACCGUCGCCCCUGCGUGCCGGAAACAUCAAGCGCUUCUCGCGCCCGAGGCCGAGACCAACGCCGGCGCCAAGGGCCUGCACCGCCAGCAGGUUCGCCUCUUGGGCGAGAAGCACAUGCACGACGGAUGGAAGUCCGACUUCUCCGGCACGGACGGCUCCGUCGACUUCGAGUUCGACUACACCAUCACCCAGCGUCGCUCCAAGGCAGGUCACCUGAAAUACGCCUGCGACGGCAAGACCGCGGACGGCACGGAGACGAGCCACACCCUCUGUCUCGAGCUCGUGGUGUCCAAGGAGUAUGCCCCAGAGGGCAGGCCCGACCACUCUGCACACACCGGCACAGGCCGCAUCCUGCGCAUGAGCUUCAACGUCGUCCUGACCGACCACCCGGGUAUGGGCAUCAGCUGGGACGAGGAGAGUCCUCCCACCUACCAGGAUGUGCCUCCCAGCCCCCCGAGCUACCUCCAGCCGAUUGACUACGAGGAUGUGCCGAUCACCGAGUACGAAGAUUUGCAGUGCCUAGAGGGCGCGCGGAUCAACGGGGCACCGCCCUCCCGGCGGCCGUCUGGGUCUGCUUGA